Messenger RNA from Fonsecaea multimorphosa CBS 102226, 1032 nucleotides. RefSeq lists its product as uncharacterized. Gene Ontology annotation, cellular component: cytoplasm. Bases 1 to 1032 code for a protein of 343 amino acids. The transcript is spliced from 2 exons. NCBI's taxonomy places the organism in Eukaryota, Fungi, Ascomycota, Eurotiomycetes, Chaetothyriales, Herpotrichiellaceae. The record is from RefSeq and is a predicted model, not a curated record.
AUGGCACCGACUCUCCCAACCCGUCAAUUGGGCAAGGAUGGACCCCAGGUCACCGCUCUGGGCUUCGGUCUGAUGGGGUUGUCCAUCUUCUACGGGAAGAAGCUGCCGGAUGACCAGAGGCUGAAGUUCUUGGACCACGUCUUCGAGUCGGGCGAGGCUUUCUGGGACUCUUCGGAUGUGUAUGGAGAUAGCGAGGACUUGCUCGGCCAGUGGUUCAAGAAGACAGGUAACAGAAGCAAGAUCUUCUUGUGCACCAAAUUUGCCAAUAUCCGCCAGCCCGAUGGAACGUCAAAGAUCAGCAAUGAUCCGACCCAUAUUCGCGAGGCAUGCGCCAAAUCUCACAAGCGGCUCGGUCUCGAGCCCGGCGACGCUAUUGAUCUGUACUAUUGCCACCGUAUCGACCGCAACCAGCCCAUCGAGAUCACAGUGCAGACAAUGGCUGAGUUGAAGAAGGAAGGAAAAAUCCGAUACCUCGGAUUGAGCGAGUGCUCUGCUGAAACGCUCAGACGAGCAUGCAAGGUGCAUCACAUUGCAGCUGUCCAAGUCGAGUAUUCGCCAUUUGCGAUGGAAAUCGAGCAGAACGACCUCUUGAAAACCUGUCGCGAAUUGGGAGUCGCUGUCGUGGCUUACUCGCCUUUCAGCCGAGGGUUCUUGACCGGCACGAUCAAGUCGCACGACGAUUUCGAGCCAGACGACCGACGCCGCGUCAUGCCCCGGUACUCGAAGGAGAACUUCCACAAGAACAUGGACCUCGUGAACUCCAUUGCCAGCAUCGCUGAGAAGAAAAACGUAACACCUGGUCAACUGACGCUGGCCUGGCUAAUGGCUCAAGGUGACGAUAUCAUCCCCAUUCCUGGCACCACCAAAGCGAAAAACUUUGACGAGAAUAUGGCUAGUUUGCAGAUCAAGUUGACAGCGGAAGAGGAGAAGGAGAUCAGACAAAAGGUCGAGGCGGCGGAGAUCACGGGGGACCGGUAUCCUCCAGGCAUGAUGCAGCAUCUCUACGUGGACACUGUUCCUUACCAGGGUUGA